UCCCACCUUACUUAACAUUCUUUUGGAAAAAAUGAAACCAAAUCGCAAACCCAGAUCUCUCCCUUCAUCUCUCAUCUUGUUUCCUCUUCUUCUCUUCAUCCCCACUCAUUGAUAAAAAGGCCGAUGCCAAUAAUCCGGUCAUCAGGUGAGCCCAUCAUCGGAGCCAAUAAUCAGACAAGUCGCUGGUCACUCUGGUCUCUGUGGCUUCUAGCGAAGGAAGGCGAGAAGAGUUCCACACCGAAACGAUGACGGAUGAGGCGUCGGGGAAUCUGGAGUACGAUUUCUAUUGGAACCCAACAAAGUGAAGAUUAACUGAAUUAUGCUCCUCUACACAGUAUGAUUUGAUACAUGUCGCUGCUGGAGAUUUACUUAGAGCGGAAAUUGCAUCUGGGAGUGAAAAUGGGAAGCAUGCAAGGGCGUACAUGGACAAAGGACAAUUGGUUCCAGAUGAAAUAGUUGUUAUGAUGGUGAAAGAGCGUCUAUUACAGCCAGAUUCUCGAGAAAAAGGCUGGCUCUUGGAUGGAUACCCUAGGAGCUCAUCGCAAGCAAUUGCUCUUAAGGAAUUCGGCUUCGAGCCGGAUCUUUUCAUUCUUCUUGACGUCCCUGAAGAGAUUCUUGUUGACAGAGUAGUUGGAAGAAGGUUAGAUCCUGUUACUGGAAAGAUCUACCAUCUGAAGUAUUCUCCUCCAGAGACCCCAGAGAUCGCGGCAAGGCUCACCCAACGUUUUGAUGAUACAGAAGAAAAGGACCCCGUAAUCAGGCCACUAUAUGAACUGGAGAAAAGUAACUUGGAAGAUAUUCUAACUGAAAUUCCAUUGUGGAUUAACCUCUCCCGAUUACGAUUGAUUUAUUUGAAGAGGGAGGUGAUUGGGAAAGGAAGAAUCGAUUGAAGGUAUAUGAAGGCUUGUACUGCAUGUCCACUCGAAAUUUUAAGAAGGCAGCUGAUUUGUUCCUGGAUUCCAUUUCUACCUUCACCACUUACACAAUAUUUCCCUAUGACAUCUUCAUAUUUUAUACCGUCCUGACAAGCAUUAUAUCUUUGGACAGAGUUUCUUUAAAACAGAAGCUUGUCAACAAAAGGAGGUUGAAUCCAUGGGACCAAUUGCAGAGCGUUGGAGAAUCAGAAGUAAAAGUGUGUUACAUAUAUUGAGAUAUGGAGGCCCUUGGUUGAAGAGAAGAGCUGGGUUAGGCAUGGGUAUGGUUGCAGCCUAUAAUCCAAGUCUCCAUUAUCUCAUUGAAUCUCAUGGUUUUAUUGAAGAGGAUGCAAAAUCUUGUACAAUUUCUUUGCUUCUUUAAAGUAAAGCACUUCAUUGUAAAUGUUUGAAGUAUGUUUAUUGUAGAUAAAUAAAAGUAUUAUUAUGUUCAGGUUGCAAAUUAAUUAGCAGAAAUAAUUUUUUUU
Messenger RNA from Rosa chinensis, 1399 nucleotides. Its product is annotated as adenylate kinase 2, chloroplastic. The transcript has 8 exons. The record is from RefSeq and is a predicted model, not a curated record. Gene Ontology annotation, molecular function: nucleoside diphosphate kinase activity; ATP binding; AMP kinase activity. Lineage: Eukaryota; Viridiplantae; Streptophyta; Magnoliopsida; Rosales; Rosaceae. Gene Ontology annotation, biological process: nucleoside triphosphate biosynthetic process. The coding region runs from base 423 to 890 and encodes 155 amino acids. Gene Ontology annotation, cellular component: cytoplasm.